Uncinocarpus reesii 1704 is the source of this 1206-nucleotide messenger RNA. RefSeq lists its product as uncharacterized. Gene Ontology annotation, molecular function: hydrolase activity. The transcript has a single exon. The coding region runs from base 1 to 1206 and encodes 401 amino acids. NCBI's taxonomy places the organism in Eukaryota, Fungi, Ascomycota, Eurotiomycetes, Onygenales, Onygenaceae. The record is from RefSeq and is a predicted model, not a curated record.
AUGUUGAAGUAUGUACAGUCUACAAACUCCCUUCUGAACGGUCAAGGCGCUGGAAACGGAAAGGCAGAAGGUCAGGACGACAAAGAGUAUGCGGGAUGCUCCGCUCUUGAUGCAGUUGUACACGCCGUCAGUUUGAUGGAGGAUGAUCCGCUAUUCAACUGUGGUCGCGGAAGUGUGUUUACUACUGCUGGAACGAUCGAAAUGGAAGCGUCCGUUAUGGUUUGCUCGGUCUUUCCGUCAUCAUCGUCCGACGUUAAGGAGGCUGAUCAGAUGCAUACUGCUCGGAUUAAACGUGGCGCGGGAGUCAUGAUGGUGAAAAAUGUGCGAAAUCCCAUCCGUUUAGCGAAACAGCUAUUACUUCGGACCGGGUACAGCGAAAGCGAUGGUAGCGGAGGGAAUAUGCAUCUUCAGCUUUGUGGGCCACAUGUGGAGAAGCUAGCGAAAGAUUGGGGUUUGGAAUUCAAACCAGAUGACUGGUUUUGGACGAAGAGGAGAUGGGAUGAGCAUCAGAGGGGCUUGCAAGGGUCGCGAGUGACGGCGACAAUUGACCACGAUGCCGAGCAGGAAUCGAUCUCUUGCCUAGCUAGUAGAGGGCUUGGUGAUGAACAGAAAAAGUACCUCAGCCAAGGCACCGUGGGCGCCGUUUGCCUUGAUCGAUGGGGUAAUAUCGCUGUCGCGACGAGCACGGGUGGUUUGACGAACAAACUCCCUGGCAGAAUCGGGGAUACGCCGACACUAGGAGCUGGAUUUUGGGCAGAGGAUUGGGAUUUACCCGACCAUCUUGGAUCGAACCACGAUGGUCGUGGCAGUCCCGGCCACCGUCGGGCCGUAGCAAUAUCCGGUACCGGAAAUGGGGAUUCAUUCCUUCGCAUAGCAGCUGCCCGGACGGCCAGUGCCAUGACGCGCUUUUUACCCUCACAUGUAUCUCUUUCUGAGGCCGUCACGUCUAUUUCCGGUCCCAAUGGCGAGUUGCAGCGUUCAGCCGGAGACAGAUGGGGUAAAACGGGAGAAGGAACGGGCGGAAUGAUUGGAAUCGAAGUCGAGUGGGAUGACCGUGAUAAGGAUGCUGACAAACGUGCAAAUUUGCGGAAAGGGAAAAUCGCAUUUGACUUCAAUGGUGGCGGCAUGUUUCGAGCUUGGAUAGAGGAGGGCCCUCAUGGAGAGGAUCAAGCGCGCAUGAUGGUGUUCAGGGACGAAUACCAAUAG